Molecule: messenger RNA, 1632 nt
Organism: Daldinia loculata
Lineage: Eukaryota; Fungi; Ascomycota; Sordariomycetes; Xylariales; Hypoxylaceae
Exons: 2
Coding region: 1-1632 (543 amino acids)
Source: RefSeq, a predicted model, not a curated record
AUGUCUCAGCCACCGGAAGACACGCCUUACAGCACGCUUGAGGUCUCUGCGCGGGACCCAGAGACCUUCCAGAAGGAGGUGAUACAAUAUCCAGACCACAGCUAUCCGCAAGCUGUUCCUGUCGAACAGGUAGCAGUGGGGGGUACACAAUCGUAUUAUGCUCCCGAGUCCGCGAAAGAAGUCGUAAAUCCAUCACAUAUAUAUCCUGGUGUCGUUCCAGGCCCGUAUAAAGACCCAAACUACGCUGCAGGUUCAGUUUACCAUCAAAACGCCGCAGCAUAUCCCAACGGCGCAGGCUAUCCCGCAAGCACGAUCUAUUCUGAUGGAUCAGCCUAUCCAAACAGCGCAUAUCCUCCUUCUGCUUAUGGACCCGGGCCAAUAGGCGCGGCCGGAUUCGACGGCGAGCAUCCCCCUACAGAGAAGGCAACUCCAACAAGGACAAUAUGUGGCCUUCCAAGGAAAACAUUUUUUAUAAUUCUAGGAGUGGUGAUCGUCGUGGUUAUCGCGCUAGUAGUAGGAAUACCGGCCGGCUUGGCGAGUAAAAACCAUGCGUCAGGAUCAACAGAUUCAGCGGAGUCGUCGGGGUCGUCGGGGUCGAACAAUGGCAGUUCAACAGAUCUCCCGUCGAAUUCGACAGACGAAAAGCUCAUACUUGACAACUCGAAAAUAACCGCAUCUAACUGGACAGAUCCCAAUGGGGUCAUUCACAGGACUAUCUUUUUCCAGGAUGCAUAUAAUUCUCUUAUCGCUCGGCGUUGGGAUUCCAAGAAUAAGUCGUGGAAGACGAAUAACCUAACCGAGUUGAUGGCUGCGACAACGAAGCCUCUCAACCCACAACCGGGAACACCAUUAGCGAGCGCGUCUAUGGAUUAUAAGCAAACGUUCGAGACACAUGUAUGGUUCACGGACCCGGGUAACGUUAUAAGAUCUAUGGCUUCCUUCGACGCGCUUAAUAGACCCGACAGCUGGGAUAAUGAUACGCUCGAUGAUGCUAGACUAGAAACUUGGCCUGGCGGUCAGUUAGCGGCGAUGUGGCAACGCUGUUGGGGCGCCGAUUGUGAAGGUACUUGGGUCGUCGCCUACCAACGACCAGAAGGAGCAAUAAAGACGGCCAAUUCAAGUACUUGGGCUAGCGCAACUGUAGCGGUCGAAUCUAAAGAUGUCGCUGCCAAUUCCAGCUUGGCCAUCCUCCCCAAGUUGCGUGGGCCAUGGCUCGACCGUCUAGAGCUCGUCUCCGAACAAGUGUCAUCAGGCAAGACGGGAAGUAUGACGAUGACGCCGUACGAUGACACGUGGGAUGGCGCUGAUCAAAAAGUGACCGAACUUCAAGAUGGAAUACCACUCCCAGCUCCGUCCCAACAGUUCGCUGCUACUAGAUGGGAUAAUUGGAACCAAGCCUUAUAUCUCGGACUCCUCCAGGGAGGCAAGACCGAGGGUAGUCAUUGGGACGGUAAACAAAUGAACCCUAUUUCAAGUUUCCAGUUCAAAUCCGGCCCGGAGACCAACUUCACGGCCAUCGCAAUGUCGCCGGAUGCUAUGUUUUAUGGCAUCUCUAACAAUGAGAUCUUAGAGUACUCGCUAGACACGUCAGAUCCGUCAAACUUCAAUUACGUGGGAAGAGUAUAUCCAUGA